UGUACUCCACAGGCUGCAGGCCAACUUAUGCAAACGGCCAACAAACUCAAUAUUAUUAUAACAGAUGAACAAGUACAACCAUUGGCAUAUGUCGCAGUUUAUAUUACUAAUCCUUUUUUUAUAAGAUAAACACAGGGAUGCUAUUAAAUAAACCAAUAAAUAAAUGUGCAUAAACCUUGUAAAUUACAAUAUGCAGGCAAAACUACAGUUUUAACUUUGAGGAGAUCUAUCAUCUAUGAUCAGUUUAUCACUCUAAACUGAUCAACAUUUUAUUGUUCGGAGUUCAAGCUUGAAUGGGUCACUCGACGUAUGAGGCUGUUGUUUUAACAGCUUUAACGACGUUAAUACUUUCUGGAAUUUGUUUUUAUUUUUUCUACAGGUAUGUUAUGGCAAAAAAGAGACGUGUUGAUUUCGGUUUGAAGAUAGGACGAGAGGAUACGAUCGUAAAUUCCAGAGAACUGCGGCAACGUGGUGGCACUUUGAAAGGUGUUUUGGUAGAAGAAAAUGGUUUAGAAGUUCUUUAUUUGAGAAAGCUUGAAGAUGGACAACUAAGAACUUGUGUCUGGAAUUCAAUAGAAGAACAAGAGAAGAGAGUUGAUAGCAGAAGUCAUGAUUUGCUACCUCCGCCACCGCCACCGCCACCACCAGAAGUUGUAUUAAAGACAUAUUCACCGUCGCCAACACCGUCACCGCCUCUGCCCCCACCACCACCGCCACCACGAUUUCAUAAACCAUCGCCAGCAAUACGACCACCAGUACCUCCACCACCACCACCACCACCAUCGAGGCAGAUUCCAUCUCCUCCAACUCCACCGCCACCGCCACCACCGGCAUUCCCUAGAAAGACAGCUGCCAAAGUACCGCCACCCCCAGUGUUCCCGAGAAGGAACCCUGCAGUGCCGCCUCCAGCGUUUCAUUCAGGAAGCUUUAGUUCAUCAAUGAAACCGCCUACUGCACCAAAAUUAAUAGCGGAUGAUGCAAACGAAGAACGUUCAAAAGGUAACCAUGAAGUCCCCAAAAAGAUGAAGCCGUUUCACUGGGAUAAAGUGAAUACUGAUGCAGAUCAUUCCGUGGUGUGGAACGAGAUUGUAGAUGGCUCUUUGAGGUUUGAUGAUGAGCUUAUAGAAACCUUGUUUGGAUACAAUGCCACAAAGAGAAACUCUACAGAAACAAAAUACUUAUCACCUGCCUCAACUUCAACUCCAUCGGUUCAAAUAUCAAUUCUUGAUCCUCGAAAAUCACAAAACAUAGCGAUUGUUCUCAAAUCGCUAGCAACUUCGCGCAAAGAAAUCAUUGAAGCCCUCUCCGAGGGCAGAGGAUUAAAUACAGAUAUUCUCGAGAAACUGACAAAAAUAUCACCAACUGUAGAAGAAGCUUCUAGAAUCCUCCAAUUCAACGGAAACCCGACGAAACUGCCGGAUGCUGAUUCUUUCCUUUAUCAUAUACUUAAAGCCAUCCCCACAGCAUUCACCCGGAUCAACGCAAUGCUUUUUAGAUCAAACUACGACCCCGAAAUAUUGUAUCUGAAAGAAUCAUUGCAAACCCUUGAAUUAGGAUGCAAACAGUUAAGAGCUCCUGGGAUUUUCCGGAAACUUCUGGAAGCUAUUCUCAAGGCGGGUAACCGUAUGAAUGCUGGAACCGCAAGAGGCAAUGCUAAAGGGUUUAAUCUUAGCGCUCUUAGAAAACUUUCGUAUGUUAAGAGCAGUGAUGGGCAGACUACUUUACUUCACUUUGUUGUCGAACAAGUGGUUCGAGCUGAAGGUAAACGAUACGUGAUUAACAGGACUAAUCAAGAUUCCGAUAUAACGAUAGCAAAAGAAGAGAGAGAUAAACAAUACUUAAUGUUCGGUCUGCCUGUUCUCGGAGGAAUAAGUACAGAAUUCUCGUAUGUGAAGAAAGCGGCGGCAUUAGAUUACGACAGUCUGAUAAGCACUAGUCCGAAUCUGACUGCGCGAGUCAGUGAGAUUCGGGAACUUGUGACACAAUGUGGGGCGGGUGGAAGAGGCGGGUUUGUUAAGGAAAUGAAGGAGUUUCUAGAAGAAUGCGAGGACGAACUAAAGGUCGUGAGGGAAGAACAAACAAGGGUUAUGCAGCUCGUGAAGAAAACUACCGAUUUUUACCAAAUUGGAUCAUCCAAAGACAAAGGGGGACAUCCACUUCAAAUAUUUGGUGUUGUUAAAGAUUUUCUUGAUAUGGUGGAUCAAGUGUGUGUGGAUCUCAGUAGGAAGGUGCAAAAGAAGAAUGUGAAGAGCGUGGGCCCUUCGUCACCAUCCCCGAGAGCCGCGUUAAUGGGCCAAAACAUGCAGUUGUAUUUUAAGCCUGAAAAUUCUAGUGAUUCAGAGGAUGAUUUCUAAGGUUUGUUUACAAGUCAGAAUCUAGAUUCUUUUAGUACCAUUGUAUGUUUUGCAUUGGUUUCAGAUUGUUCCCAGUGUAUUCAUUUGAUCAAAUAACUUCCUCAUAUCAUAUUACAGUCUUGCUAUUCCAGAAGGCACAAAACUGCAAA
Messenger RNA from Helianthus annuus (common sunflower), 2503 nucleotides. RefSeq names its product formin-like protein 8. The record is from RefSeq and is a predicted model, not a curated record. The transcript has 2 exons. Lineage: Eukaryota; Viridiplantae; Streptophyta; Magnoliopsida; Asterales; Asteraceae. Gene Ontology annotation, biological process: actin cytoskeleton organization; actin nucleation. Gene Ontology annotation, molecular function: actin filament binding. The coding region runs from base 294 to 2354 and encodes 686 amino acids.